Messenger RNA from Suillus paluster, 2061 nucleotides. RefSeq lists its product as uncharacterized. Bases 1 to 2061 code for a protein of 686 amino acids. The record is from RefSeq and is a predicted model, not a curated record. NCBI's taxonomy places the organism in Eukaryota, Fungi, Basidiomycota, Agaricomycetes, Boletales, Suillaceae. The transcript is spliced from 10 exons.
AUGCCUAUCUGGACUACCGAUCUCGUGAUUCUGGGGAUGACACUGAUUUAUAAUGGUUAUCUUGGGUGUUUACCUUUGUUUCUGAACAUUGCUAUCAGCCUUCAUACUCUUGCAGCCUAUCGGCAAGCUCACCGGACUUAUCCCCAAUUCACCAUCCAGGCGCAAUGCAAAACACUGUGCCACUUGCAUGAUAUGCUGUAUCACCCAUAUCUCUGCUCUCAAUUUUCUGCUGCUUAUGACACUUUUCUUGACAUUGUCUAUCAUGUUGAUGUAUUGCUGAAGCAGGCACUCAAGCAUGACACUCCAAACUGGCGGCUGUUGAAUGUGUGCCCAGCAUGUACUUACAAACUGGUAGAUGAAUCGCCACUCCAAUUUGCUUGGUUUGCCACCAUUGACGGCAAUAAUAGCCUUAAGCGCUGGGCAUCUUCAAGUCCUAAUUCUGUUCCUCGUGAUGACUCUCAUCGGCUGAGAUCGGACUACUGGAUCAGUCGUGAGGCAGUAGAUAAAUUCAAAGACGAAGUCAGGUCCAGAACUGCACUCGACAAGAACGACAAGGUCGAUAACUGGGAGGAUGUACGUGAUGGCAAAGAAGCCCCAGGCAAGGCUGUUUUCCAUUGUACAGCCCAUUGGUGCAAUGCUGGACCUGAACAACACAAGAAAAUGUUUUCAGUUUUCGAUGAAUCUGGUAUUUUCAUCACUGCAUGCCAUCACUGUUUUGUCUUGGUAGCCUGCAAUAUGAUUCACAGUGGAGAAUUAGUGAAGUAUCCGCUUGCUAUAAUCAAUCACCUAAUGGCUGUAUAUGGGCAGAAUGGCUCAUGCGCUUAUGACAUUGGUUGCGCAUUUUCGAAGACACUGAGUACUAGUUCUUUGGGUUUGUGUGCAGAUGCACUUGCUUUAUGCAUGAUGGUGUGCACAUUCCAUGGACAUGCUCAUAACCACAAAUGCCAGCUGGACUGGCACCCUAUGUAUAUCAGCAGGACUGGCCACACCGAAGGUGAAGGCUGCGAACAUAUAUUCUCACCAUUGAAUGAGCUCACAUGGAGUACGCGACACGCUAGUCCUUUCCAUUGGCAUCAGUCUAUUGAGGAACAUUUCAACUUCUGGGAUGCCAAUAAAUAUGCCACCUUGAGCAAAUUUUUGUUCAAUCAUUACCAGGAAGCAAUACAUGUCAUUCAAACCUUACAAGCCAAGCUCUCCAUCAUCAAACGCAAAUUAAAUCUGGAUGAUGCAGACUUUGUGAAGUUCUACGAUGAGGAAAAGUUGUAUCUUGAUCACUUGAAAGAACCUCCAAUCCGAGAUUGUCUUUGUAUUCAAUAUGUUGAAGUGCAAAAUGCAGAAGCCUUAGUUGCCCACAUGGAAAUUCAACUUCGCAUUGAGGAGCGCUGGGUUAUUGGGGGUCCCAAAUACAUUCAGUUCAAAGAAGAAGCAACAUUGGGCAAGUAUCGCAUGGCGUUAAAUGAACUGGAGUGCCUUGUAGUCAUGAGGCUUUUUGAGCUCUCAAAGCUUUCUUUGUCGGGCACAGGUAGAUAUAAACUAUGUCAGCAAAUCAGAAAGGCACUACAGCACUGUUCGGAGGCAAUUUGCAAUGCGAUCAACUGGUACAAUACCCAGGCUGCUGCACUUAACCUGCCACAUCCAAAAUUGUCCUGGAAGGACAUUGCAGAGUACAGCUUCUUGGGAGAAUUUGACUUAUUGUGUCACUCACGUACUGACAUCCGUGAACUUGACUGGAUGAAACCUGCUCACCAAGAAGUAUCUUGCCUCAAUGUCAAAGUCCGUCGAUUAUUCACCUUUGUCCAUAACGAGGAAAUGGAGACCAAAAAAGUUAUUAUGGACCUUCAAUUGUCUAAUCCCCUCCUCGCAUCUGAGCUGCAGCGACAAUGGCGAAGUCACUUGGCCACCAACAUGUUUCACAUCUUCCAUCUCAAUCAGAUCAAGGACCUCCCAAGUUACUCAGGCAUGUGGGGCAUUGGAUAUGCAGACACAGACAUCAUCCAGCAGGAGGAGCAUGCCGAAGAUAUGGAGAAUAUGGCUAGCUAUCUUGAUUCCGUUGUAGAUUAA